AUGGAAUUGGAACUGGCCUCGCCAUCCGAGGGUGGCAGAACCCUACCGGCGGCUCUCGGGGUGGCGGUCGCGGCAGCAACGGUGGCGGUCGCGGCAGCAACGGUGGCGGUCGCGGCAGCAACGGUGGUGGUCGCGGCAGCAACAGUGGUGGUCGCGGCAGUGGCAAUGAUAGAAAUCGGCGAAGUGAUGAAGAAGACAAAUUGGUGGGAAGAGAAGCACGGCAAGCCGCCGCAACCGCAAACACCAUGGAACCGUGGCGGGCACGCCGCCGCAGCAGUUGGAGGCGACGGAGGCAACGCCGUGCAGGGGGUCGCGCAAACCGCCGGUGCUGUCCAGCCAGGAGGAAGGACCAGAAAUGAAGCUGCUCAGCCGGCGAAUACAACCGGGGCAGCAAACUUCGUUGCCAGCGGAAGUGGGAGUGUAAUUCACGAUUGGAGUGAAGAAUUGAUGAGGGGAGAGGCGGCGCCCGAUUCAGUAAAACAUGGGAAGAUAAAAUCAAAGGCUUCUUCCUCCCCAAAGAGAGAAACAGAUCCCAAGAAAAGAAUAGUUAUAACUGGGAUGGGCCUUGUUUCUGUUUUUGGAACUGACAUUGAUGUUUACUACAACAAACUGCUUGCUGGAGAGAGCGGUAUCACUCCCAUCGACAGAUUUGAUGCUUCGAAUUACCCUGUUAGGAUCGCAGGGCAGAUUCGCAGCUUCUCUUCAGACGGGUACAUCAACGGGAAGGAUGAUCGCCGCCUUGAUGAUUGCUGGAGAUACUGUUUGGUUGCUGGCAAAAGAGCUCUUGAUGAUGCUAACCUUGCCAACCAAGUUGUUGCAACUAUGGACAAGUCAAGAAUGGGAGUGUUGGUAGGAUCAGCAAUGGGAGGCACUUCGGUUUUUAGCAAUGGAGUGGAAACAUUGUUUCAAAAGGGGCAUAGAUAG
Molecule: messenger RNA, 924 nt
Organism: Salvia splendens (bonfire salvia)
Lineage: Eukaryota; Viridiplantae; Streptophyta; Magnoliopsida; Lamiales; Lamiaceae
Product: 3-oxoacyl-[acyl-carrier-protein] synthase II, chloroplastic-like
Exons: 4
Coding region: 1-924 (307 amino acids)
Biological process (GO): fatty acid biosynthetic process
Cellular component (GO): mitochondrion
Molecular function (GO): 3-oxoacyl-[acyl-carrier-protein] synthase activity
Source: RefSeq, a predicted model, not a curated record